Fomitiporia mediterranea MF3/22 is the source of this 1155-nucleotide messenger RNA. RefSeq lists its product as uncharacterized. The coding region runs from base 1 to 1020 and encodes 339 amino acids. Lineage: Eukaryota; Fungi; Basidiomycota; Agaricomycetes; Hymenochaetales; Hymenochaetaceae. The record is from RefSeq and is a predicted model, not a curated record. The transcript is spliced from 8 exons.
AUGAAGAAUAUUCCUCCAGUCGUAUUCUAUGGAUACGAGGCAUCUCCUGCCAGCGCGAAACUGGAAAAUGUGCUCGCACUCAAGUGUAUUCCACAUUAUCGCGUUGAGGUCGCCAUGACUCUCCCUCGCCCGGAGAUAACUGACACUCUAGGCAUUGCAUACCGGCGCAUUCCCAUACUAUCCAUAGGGAACGACGUCUACUGCGACACAAGUCUGAUCAUACCAGCCUUAGAGCGUCGCUUUCCUCCAAGCCUGGGAUUCCCCACCCUGUUUCCCCAGAGGAAAGAUGGCGCAAAGGCAGACACAGGAAUGAUAAAGGCCUUCGCCGCAUUCUAUGCGGACCGACCUCUGUUCACACUUGGAUCAAAUGCGCUUCCGUACAAUAAGUUCCCACCAGAAAUGAUUGCUGACAGGAGCAAGUUUAAUGGUGCACCUAUGGAUGUUGAAAAAGCGGUUGCGAGACAACCGGUUGUUAGAAGCCUGCUUGGAUCGCAUGCUACUCUUCUUGAAGAGCAGCUUUCCGACGGCCGUGAAUGGGUCUUCGACACCGUUUCUGUAGGAUGCGGCGACUUAGCACUUUAUUGUGUAUACGGAUGGAUCGUACGCUUCAGAGGCAUGAAAGAAGUAUUUAAUGACAAGAAAUUCCCCAAGACCUUCGCAUGGCUAGGUAGGAUGGUCGAGUUCGAAAAGACAAGACGCGCCUCAAUUGCCCACGCCAUAACCAAAAUUGACGGAGCAGCUGCUAGCAAGAUUAUCGCCGACAACAUUAAUACCCACUUCCUCGAGGUCGACUUCGACGACGAUGAAGGACGCUUGCUUGGCUUAAAGCUUGGUGACAAAGUCCAGGUCAUUCCUGAUGAUAACGCCAGGAACUAUCCAACUAUCGGGAAACUCAUAGGUCUCACACGCGAAGAAAUCGUGCUUCAACUCAGUGGCACGGGAGUCCCCUCAUUACGUUGCCACUUCCCUCGCCUCAAUUUCUCAGUCAAUCCAGCGACUGGGGCUACGAGCAAGCUGUGAGCGAGCGAAGAACUAUCAUGAUUUCCCUGGUUGGAGGAAAAAGGGAUAGCUUUCAGACUGUCUUUGGGUCAUUCAAUGUUCAUUAUUCUCAUACUUUGUAUAUUAUCUAUGCAGUACUUUGAGUGAUCAUUCCUA